Molecule: messenger RNA, 6199 nt
Organism: Sinocyclocheilus anshuiensis
Lineage: Eukaryota; Metazoa; Chordata; Actinopteri; Cypriniformes; Cyprinidae
Product: exportin-1-like
Exons: 25
Coding region: 1698-4913 (1071 amino acids)
Biological process (GO): protein export from nucleus; ribosomal large subunit export from nucleus; ribosomal small subunit export from nucleus
Cellular component (GO): nucleus; cytoplasm
Molecular function (GO): nuclear export signal receptor activity; small GTPase binding
Source: RefSeq, a predicted model, not a curated record
UGGGACCUACAUGUAAUAAAAGAUAAAAAAGGAGUAAAUAUGGAUCUGAUUCACACAACAGCUGAUUAUCAAAUUAUGUCUGGACCCAUUAAAAUCACAAAAUGCAAUGCUAGUGUCUGUUCAAGAAUAAACCUAAAGACCGGCAUUUGGAUUAAAGGAUCACCUUCACUGGAAGUGAGAUCAGUUUGUUGGUUAAGGCUGAGCAUAUAAUUUAUUUAAAUUACUGGUCUAAACUGCUGUAACACUGCUUAUUUAGUUAACCAUUUUAAAAGGUGUGUAGAAUGAGCCACAUGCUGGACUAUAGGGAAAUACUGUAUCAGAUAUUCAACAUGUAGUGCACACCAUGACCUUAUGAAAUGUAAGUUUUAUGAAAAAUGCAUAAGCGUAAAUUACUUCUUGAUUUCAGGGCAAUGUAUUCUUUUUCCCCAUUCUUUGUUCAGUACAGACACUGCACUAGUUUGCUCACACAAAAUCCAGUAUUUUUCCAUCAACUGACGUUUAAGUUGCGUUGCGUCACGUGACUUGCAAAGGGAGAUGAGAGAGGGAACAUGGGAGCGUUUGAUGUCCCUGUGAAGCGCCACACUGCCGGUUUAUUAUGUUUUCGAGUGAUUCGAUGUGUUUAUCAUAUAUCACUGCCAUAUUGGAGUUAACUUCGCGAUAGUUAAGUUUACGGAGACCAUCACAAGCCAACUGUAUCAGGCUCUGAUCCAUGCCAUGCGUAUCAUACCCUGACUCUGAACAACCACUCCCCUUCGUGGCUCGUGGAAAAUUACCAGCUUACAAUCAGCACAAGUAUCGUACAGGCUCCAACAUCCGCCUCACGGACCCGAUGCCCUCAAUCUCCUUCAGUCCACCGUCAAAUUAAUUUUCCGAACAUGUACACAAUUACCAAGCGAUCGCUGUUGUUGAAUAUCAAAAAACUGUAUAUUUAAAGCACACGGAAAUUUUAAAAAGUGGGUGUUUUUCGGAAGAGUCGCGCAAAAUACAUAAUUCGGAACUUGCAUUUCCCUAAAAAAGCAACAAACAAAUAAUACGCGAUCAUAAUAUUAUCUCAAAUUACAAGUCCGUUCUGCACGCAGUUUGCCUUCUUUUUCUCUAAACGGGCGGAGCAGUCGCGUGGGCACUCGAAAGAGUUGAGAUUGAUUGACGUGCGCGCCAUCCAAUGGAUCGCGAGCAGGGACGCGCUUAGCAACGCUGCGCCCAAUGGCACACCUCCAUGGGCGUGACGUUAAUCCAAACUUUUCGCGGCGCCAUCGGCUGAAAACUAAACCGAGAUGGAAUCUCCCAGUCUGAACCGGUUUCAACCGGUUACGAGUUUGUUGCUUGUGAGAAGAAGAGACACAGGCUCAGUCUCUAAUACCGCCCUGGUGCAAAAUAUACUUCAGUACAGAGCACACUUCUUAAUUAAGGUUAACUUUGUUUCGUAACAUGAACCGGACUGAGAAAAUACUGAACUCGCCGUGAUUGUUGGUGCGGAAUUCACAUCCUAGUGGUCUUUAAAUCAAGCUACUAGCUUGUGUAGUCUUCACAGAGGAAUAGUGUGGCUGGCCAGUCAACGGCUCAUUCUAAAGCUAUUUUACCAGAAAGCGUGUACAAAAACCAGGCACCAACGAUACUGGAUCAAAUAAACAUAAUUUUAGCAACUCUGGCAGACAAGCCCACCUUCUUUCUCUCAAAGGCUUGGACUUUAGAGCUCUAUGCCAGCAAUUAUGACAAUGUUAGCCGACCAUGCAGCCAGACAGCUGCUGGACUUUAACCAGAAACUGGAUAUCAACCUGCUGGAUAAUGUGGUCAACUGUCUGUACCAUGGGGUUGGGCCACAGCAAAGAAUGGCCCAGGAGGUGCUGACUCAUUUGAAGGAGCACCCAGAUGCGUGGACACGUGUUGACACUAUUCUGGAGUUCUCUCAGAAUAUGAACACCAAAUACUAUGCUCUGCAGAUUCUGGAAACCGUUAUUAAAACAAGAUGGAAGAUUCUGCCCAGAAACCAGUGUGAAGGCAUUAAAAAGUAUGUUGUGGGCCUCAUUAUCAAGACAUCAUCAGAUGCAGCCAAUGUUGAGAAAGAGAAAGUGUAUAUUGGAAAACUCAACAUGAUAUUAGUACAGAUCCUGAAGCAGGAGUGGCCGAAACACUGGCCCACAUUUAUCAGUGACAUUGUUGGAGCGAGCCGCACCAGUGAGAGCCUUUGCCAGAACAAUAUGAUUAUUCUCAAGCUCCUCAGUGAGGAGGUGUUUGACUUCUCCAGUGGCCAGAUGACACAAGUGAAAGCCAAACACCUGAAGGACAGCAUGUGCAAUGAGUUCUCCCAGAUAUUCCAGUUGUGCCAGUUUGUGAUGGAAAAUUCCCAGAAUGCCCCACUUGUGCAUGCUACAUUAGAGACUCUGCUGAGGUUUCUCAACUGGAUUCCCUUGGGCUAUAUCUUUGAAACUAAACUCAUCAGUAAUCUGGUGUACAAGUUUUUGAAUGUGCCGAUGUUUCGCAACGUGACGCUGAAGUGCUUGACUGAGAUAGCAGGAGUCAGUGUCAGCCAGUACGAGGAGCAGUUCGUCAGUCUCUUCACUCUGACCAUGAUGCAGCUCAAACAGAUGCUUCCUUUGAACACCAACAUUCGAUUGGCGUAUGCAAAUGGUAAAGAUGAUGAGCAAAACUUCAUUCAGAACCUCAGCCUGUUCCUCUGCACCUUCCUCAAAGAGCACGGACAGCUGAUAGAAAAGAGACUGAACCUCAGAGAGACGCUUAUGGAGGCUCUACAUUACAUGUUGCUAGUGUCAGAGGUGGAGGAGACAGAGAUCUUUAAGAUCUGUUUGGAGUACUGGAACCACCUAGCAGCUGAGCUUUACAGAGAGAGUCCUUUCUCAACAUCCACUUCUCCUCUCCUCUCAGGGAGCCAACACUUCGAUGUACCUCCCCGCAGACAACUCUACCUGCCUGUGCUGUCUAAGGUGCGUUUGUUGAUGGUGAGCCGCAUGGCCAAGCCAGAGGAAGUGCUGGUGGUGGAGAAUGAUCAGGGUGAGGUGGUUCGAGAGUUCAUGAAGGAUACAGACUCCAUUAACCUCUACAAGAACAUGAGGGAGACUCUUGUCUAUCUUACCCAUCUGGACUAUGCCGAUACCGAGCGUAUUAUGACAGAAAAGCUUCAUAAUCAGGUGAACGGUACUGAGUGGUCCUGGAAGAACCUGAACACAUUGUGCUGGGCCAUUGGUUCCAUCAGUGGAGCCAUGCAUGAAGAGGAUGAGAAGCGGUUCCUUGUCACUGUCAUUAAGGACCUGUUGGGUCUGUGUGAGCAGAAGAGAGGAAAGGAUAACAAGGCCAUCAUUGCCUCCAACAUCAUGUACAUAGUGGGCCAGUAUCCACGGUUCCUACGUGCACACUGGAAAUUCCUGAAGACUGUUGUCAACAAAUUGUUUGAGUUCAUGCAUGAAACCCAUGAUGGAGUGCAAGACAUGGCGUGUGACACAUUCAUUAAGAUUGCUCAGAAGUGCAGGAGGCAUUUUGUGCAGGUGCAGGUGGGAGAGGUGAUGCCCUUCAUUGAUGAGAUCCUCAACAACAUCAACACCAUCAUCUGUGACCUCCAGCCCCAGCAGGUGCAUACAUUUUACGAAGCUGUCGGCUAUAUGAUUGGAGCGCAGACCGACCAGGCUGUACAGGAGCACCUGAUAGAGAAGUACAUGUUGUUGCCUAACCAGGUGUGGGACAGCAUCAUUCAGCAGGCCACCAAGAAUGUGGACAUCCUGAAGGACCCGGAGACAGUGAAGCAGUUGGGCAGCAUCCUGAAGACCAACGUCAGAGCAUGUAAAGCCGUGGGACACCCUUUUGUUAUUCAGCUGGGCCGGAUCUACCUGGACAUGCUAAAUGUAUACAAGUGCCUCAGUGAAAACAUCUCUGCUGCCAUCCAAACUAAUGGUGAGAUGGUGACAAAGCAGCCUCUCAUCAGGAGCAUGCGCACAGUAAAGAGAGAGACUCUAAAGCUGAUCUCAGGCUGGGUCAGCCGCUCCAAUGACCCACAGAUGGUGGGGGAGAACUUUGUUCCUCCGCUGUUGGAUGCUGUGCUCAUUGAUUACCAGCGCAAUGUCCCAGCGGCAAGAGAACCCGAAGUGCUUAGUACCAUGGCAACAAUCGUAAACAAACUGGGUGGACACAUUACUGGAGAGAUCCCACAGAUAUUUGAUGCAGUGUUUGAGUGCACAUUAAACAUGAUCAACAAAGAUUUUGAAGAGUACCCAGAACACCGGACACAUUUCUUCUACCUGCUGCAGGCGGUGAACUCUCACUGUUUCCCAGCAUUCUUGGCAAUCCCACCAGCCCAGUUUAAGCUUGUGCUUGACUCUAUUAUAUGGGCUUUUAAACACACUAUGAGAAAUGUGGCAGACACCGGCCUUCAGAUUCUCUACACGCUGCUGCAAAACGUGGCUCAGGAAGAAGCGGCAGCGCAGAGCUUCUAUCAGACAUACUUCUGUGACAUCCUACAACACAUCUUUUCUGUCGUCACGGAUACAUCACAUACUGCUGGUUUGACUAUGCAUGCUUCUAUUCUGGCGUACAUGUUUAACCUUGUUGAGGAAGGAAAAAUCAGUGCAGCUCUAAACCCCUCAAGCCCAGUCAACAACCAAGUGUUUAUUCAGGAGUAUGUGGCCAACUUGCUCAAAUCAGCUUUUCCACACUUACAAGAUGCCCAGGUCAAAGUAUUUGUGACUGGCCUGUUCAGUUUAAACCAAGACAUCCCAGCAUUCAAAGAACACUUGAGGGAUUUUCUUGUACAGAUCAAGGAAUUUGCGGGUGAGGACACCUCUGAUCUAUUCCUGGAGGAGAGAGAGGCGUCGCUGCGUCAGGCCCAGGAAGAGAAACACAAGCUGCAGAUGUCCGUUCCUGGCAUCCUCAACCCUCACGAAAUACCCGAGGAGAUGUGCGACUGAAUUCGCAUGCAAACUCACAGCACACACACUGCACUGACUCCUAAACAAACUAAACACACGACUAAAGCGGUGUUGUGGAUGCUCUUCUGUGGGUUUUCUCUUAAGUGUGUGUGUGAGUACUUUAGGCUCUUCCUGCAAGGAGGCAAUUUCCGCACUUGGCUGUCUCUUGACCAAAACAAUGCCAAUAUGUAAAAGAUACUGUCACCCAGUGGCCCUAUUUGCAUCGUACGCGUUUCAUACAGACACUUUUACGUAUUACCUUUCCAUUGUUAACUGCUUACGUUUGGUCACUGUAAUCCGAACGUGCAUGAAGUGUCACAUCUGUACAAUUAACUCACUUGUGCUCGCUUUUUUUUUUUUUCCGUUGCACCUCUCCCCUUCUAUUUCCUCGUCUCCUUCCACACAUCAUGUAUUUGUUCAUGUAUAUUAUAUUUAAAGACCAGAGUGCAGUUUGUGUUUGCAGAGAGCUGUAUGUGUUUUGGCAGUGGGUAGAUGGUAUCUAGUGUCAGUGUGUGGGCCAAUGAGCGACGCAUCUGGUCCAGCCAAUGAGAAUGUCAACGAAUGUCUGUUGGGUGAGGAGCCAGAAGUGGUUCGUGACUAAGGUAGCUCUCAGCAGAAUGUGAAGCGGAUCGCUGAGUUGAACGGUCUGAUCGAUGGUGCUGUGGUUGUGAGUGGUGUUUCGAAACAAAACUCCAUUUACUUUUUCUACACAGGAGUGUGUUCAGCAGCCCCUCUACAUGUUCAUAUCAGCAUCACUGUACAGCAUCUUUACUACCAUGGGAACAUGCGGAUAUUUCGUCCUGUUUUGUUGUGUGCGUGUGUUGUCGCUAAGCCGACAUCAGGUUUUUUGUUUUCCUCAAUGAGGAUGGUUGCUCCUUUUGUGAGCUUUCAUUAAAUUGAAGUUAAAAAAAAAAGUGGUUGAAAUAUUUAUGGGUUCUUGUAGGCUACACCUUUAUAACUGCUCAUGUUAACUCACUCGGAGACUGCUUUGGAGUUUUCGAAUUGUACUAAUUUACGUUGUUUACCAUGCAGUAGUGCUGCAGGACACUACUUAGAGCAAAAUAAAUCUGUUUACAUUUAAUUUAGUAUUUUUGCAUUUUUCAUUUUUAUCUUUUAAGUCCUGUCCAAAUAAAAUGCAAGAGUUUAAUUCUGAGAAAAAUAAACAUAAAUGCCAACAUUCUCAUUAGGAAGAAGAAUGUACCAAUUCAAAUACUGAUUAUCGAUGGUGAAUUUCCCCUUUACUAUGUGUUGCAUUUGUUGUGAAACUUUUUGAACUGAUUAAAGUU